Molecule: messenger RNA, 3099 nt
Organism: Leishmania mexicana MHOM/GT/2001/U1103
Lineage: Eukaryota; Euglenozoa; Kinetoplastea; Trypanosomatida; Trypanosomatidae
Product: metallo-peptidase, Clan ME, Family M16C
Exons: 1
Coding region: 1-3099 (1032 amino acids)
Biological process (GO): protein processing
Molecular function (GO): metal ion binding; metalloendopeptidase activity
Source: RefSeq, a predicted model, not a curated record
AUGCUGCGCAGAUCGGUACGAUGUCUGGCGCUGCGCACGAGCAGACGCGAAGACCUCGUCUUCAGAAGCAUGCACGGCUUCACCCUGCUCAAGAUGCGGCGCAUCGAUGACCUACACCUCGUGGCGUACGAAAUGGAGCACGUCCGCACCGGCGCUCUCUACUACCACAUCGACGUGGAGGACAACAAUAACACCUUCUGCAUCGGCUUCCGAACACCGGCGGAGAACAACAAGGGCACCUCCCACGUGCUGGAGCACACAACGCUAUGCGGCAGCAAGAAGUAUCCGGUGCGGGAUCCGUUCUUCAUGAUGCUCAAGCGCUCCCUUAGCUCUUUCAUGAACGCCAUGACCGGGUCCGACUACACGCUGUACCCCUUCUCGACCACCAAUCGCAAGGACUUCCAAAAUCUUCUCGACGUCUACCUCGACGCCGUCCUCCACCCAUUGCUGCGAGAGGAGGACUUCAAGCAGGAGGGUCACCGAGUGGAACUCGAGGACAAGUCGACGGGCAGCGAAGACGCUGCUGCGCAGCCGUCAAAGCGCACUCGCCGGCUUAUCAACAACGGCGUCGUUUUCAACGAGAUGCGCGGUGUCGUGUCGGAUCCCAGCAACCACUUUGUGCACUCGCUGAUGCGCGCCAUGCUGCCGCACACACACUACACCUACAUAUCCGGCGGCUACCCGCCCGAUAUUCUGGGCCUCAGCUACGACGAGCUCCUGUCCUUCCAGAGGCGGCACUACCACCCAAGCAACAGCAUCACCUUCACAUACGGCAACCUGCAUCCUGAGUCGCACAUGGCAGCGUUAAACUCGUACUUUGCGGACUUCGAGCACGCGGCACCAGUCGUAGUGCCGACGCUGGCAGACCAGCACCGUUUCACGGAGCCCCAGCUCGUGCACCUGGAGGGUCCGCUGGACGCCAUGGGCAACCCGCAGCGGCAGAAGCGCGUAGCCGUCUCCUACGCAGUACCGAAGGAAAAUAAUAAGUUGGAGGAUGUCGUGGCACUCAGCGUGCUGGACAGCCUUCUCUCUAGCGGUCCCAGCUCCCCCAUGUUCAAGAACCUGAUCGAGUCACAGAUUGGCAGCAAGUACGCUCCGAUGCAGGGGUACGCCUUCUAUCUGUCCUCCCCGAUCAUCACCUAUGGCGUAGCCGGCAUGGAUGAGGAGCGGGCAGACGCAGAGGCUGAAGUGCUGCAGGCUGUGGAGUCUGCGCUCCGCACGGUGCAGAGGGACGGCUUCGACGAGCGACGCGUGCGCUCCGUUAUCUUCCAGGAGGAGCUGCAGCACCGUCACCGAUCUGCCGACUACGGUCUCAACACGUGUACAGGCCUGUGUGCAAUGGGUCUGUGCCGGGCGCAGAACAACCCGCUGGACUUUAUCAACUGGCUGCCACACCUCCGGCGGCUGGCGGACGACAAUGCGGCCUCGCUGCUGCCGCGCAUCGAGACGCACCUGCUGAGCAACCCCCACCGCGCCGUCGUAUCCGUGUCAGCCAAGAAGGAGUAUCUGAACAAGCUGCAGGACCAACUGAAGGAAGCGGAUGAGGCGGUGAACGCGUCGGCGACGGAGGCUGACAAAGACCUCGUGGAGAAGGAGACGAAGGAGGGGCUCCAACGCCUCCGCGCGCCGCAGCCGAACGACGUGCUGCCCACUCUGCGCAUCGAGGACAUCCCCACCGAGUCGUUUUCGGAGCCCUUGCCGUGUCGCAGCUCUCUCUCGAGCACCAACGGUCAGGUGUACACAAUCACGCACCCGACGAACGGCCUCGUGUACGUGCAUGGACUCAUCCCCUUCAAUGCCUCUCUUACCAGUGCGAUGGAGCACGGAGAGCUGGCGCAGGUGCCACAGAGCGUGAUGCUGCUGGAGUCGCUGAUCGGCCGCACCGGUGCCGGAAAGCUCUCUUACAAGGAUCACUCCAUUGCAGUGAAGCUGGCGUGCAGCGGGUUCGGCUUUGAGCCGCUGCUUAACGAGUCGUACAUGCACAAGAGCACCACCAUUACCGGCACUAGCUACAGCUUCUACACCACCAAGGAAAAGCUGAAGGAGGCGCUGGACUUGUUGAGCGUGACACUGCUGGAGCCGCGCUUCAGCGCCGACGACGCCGAUGUCUACUCCUGUGCGCUGUCGAAUCUCAAGAUGGCAUGCUCGUCGUUAAUCCAGUCUCUGCAGGCAGAGGGCAACCGCUACGCCGUCAUCCGCGCCGUGGGGGAGCUCACCCGGCGCGGUGAGCUCCGCGAACACUGGUGGGGGCUGUCCCAGUCCACGCACGCGUCGGAGAUGCUCGAGAAGCUUCAGGGGUGCCCGGAAGUGAGCCGGGAGGCCGUGAGCGCGCUGCUGGCCGACUACGCCGUCUUCGCGCGGGAGAUGGCGACUGACAUGUCGCGCAGUCUCGUUUGGGCGACGUGUGAGGAUGCGCACCGCGAGGAGGUUGAGCGGAUGCUGAAGGAGUUCCUUGAUGCGUUCCCGCGGACGGACUCUGCUGCGCGCACGCACCUGUUCCUGCCGCCACGCUCCACGGAGAAGGGGGUUCAGCAGAUCAUCAAGAAGCUGCCUAUCGACACGUCCUUUGUGGGCCUGGCCAUACCGAACAAGUUGAAGUGGGAGAAUCCCGACCAGGCACGGGUGCGGGUGGGCUGCACCCUGCUCUCCAACGAGUACUUGCACCGCCGCGUGCGAGAGGAAGGCGGCGCAUACGGCUCCAGCUGCGCCGCCUCGCUCCACGGUGAGGUGGGCGGCGUGUCGAUGUCAAGCUACCGCGACCCCAGCCCGGAGCUCACCGCCAAAGCCUUCCUCGAGGCUGGCGAUUGGCUCAGUGACCGGAAGAACGUCACAGCCGAGCGCGUAAGCGAGGCGAAGCUGCGCCUCUUCUCCUCCAUCGACUCUCCGUAUGCGGCGGACUCGUACGGUGAGGCGUACUUCUAUAAUGAUCUGCGGCAGGACACGAAGCAGGCCUUGCGCGAUGCCCUGCUUUCCGUGACGCCAGAGGACGUUGUGAACGUGGCCCACUACUUCACGCCUCAAUUCACCACCAUUAUCAGCAUUCUCCAACCCGCAGGCGAGUCGAGCGAUCCAGCCGCGGUGCCACCCGAGGUCUCGUAG